Molecule: messenger RNA, 1931 nt
Organism: Scomber scombrus (Atlantic mackerel)
Lineage: Eukaryota; Metazoa; Chordata; Actinopteri; Scombriformes; Scombridae
Gene: rnf41l
Product: ring finger protein 41, like
Exons: 7
Coding region: 316-1350 (344 amino acids)
Molecular function (GO): zinc ion binding
Source: RefSeq, a predicted model, not a curated record
GAUAAAUCGAGUGCACCUAAACCCUCUUCUGAAUUUGUGUGCACAUGAAGGCAUCCUCAGCUGCCUGCUUAUGUCCUGAACCCUCGUUGUCAGGGAUACCUCUCCAUGGAGACGCAUUCCCAAAGGUAGGGGAGGGCUUUAGGAGAAAGGAGACCCUCACCUUGAUGGAGUAACAAGCAAAGAGUGAGAAUGAAGAAGGAAAGAGCAUAGCAGAGAGAUAAGAGGAAGGGUCACCUGUGUGUGGUGAACAAGUGCAAAUCAGCAGAAGAAGGAAGGAGGGAAGAAGAGUUGAAUGAAGUCAAAGUGAACUUCAGGAUGGGGUAUGAUCUGGAGAGGUUUGUGGGCUAUGUGAAUGAGGGUCUCCUGUGCUGUGUGUGUCGAGACGUGUUGGAGCGCCCCCUGCAGGCGCCCUGUGAACAUGCCUACUGUAGCGCCUGCAUUAGCAGCUGGCUGCUCCAUCACCACUCCUGUCCGGAAGACAGACUGCCGCUCGAUGUGGGCAGUCUCAAACCACUGUACAGGUACAUGCGUAAUGACCUGAACCGUCUGCAGAUCCGUUGUGUGAAUGCAGGGCAGGGGUGCGAGGUGGUCUGCUCACUGGAGAGUCUGCACACGCAUGAGGAUGAGUGCGAGUUUGCUUUCAUAUCCUGCUCCAACACAGGUUGUCCCGUGCGGGUGGAGCGGCGGGGUUUGGAGGCUCACCUGUCAGAAUGUAACUUCCGCAGCAGAGAGUGUCCAAACGGCUGUGGCCACACUCUUCUCUCCAUUGAACAAUCACAACAUAACUGUGUAGCAGAGCUGCGCACUGAAGUGGAGAUGCUUAGGGCAGAGAUGCUGUGCAAGGUGGAGGAGGUGAGACGGGAGAUGGAGUCUCGCUUGGAUUCACAGAGGAGACACAUGGUGCAGAAAGAGUCACAGCUGAAGAACGAGGUCGAGGAGCUCAAGGGUCAGUUGUCCCGCGUGAUGUGUGACAUGCGUGCGCUGUUGGGAGCGGAGCGUCUAAGGAGACAGGAGCUGGCCGAAGCAGAGCUGGAGAAGAGGGAACUGCUGGAGCUCCUCAGAGACCUGCAGCUUACCAGGAGUCAGCAUCCUGUUGAACAGGCAGCCAGAGACCAGCAUGAGGAAGACCAGCAGACACCCGGGUGGGAGCUCCACACCGAGCUGACGAGACAUCCAGCGAGGAAGGCUUCCUUACACACCUCCAGUCUAUCACUUCAUUCAUCUCAGGCUAUAAAUGUAUCAGGUCCACCUACUUCACCUCAGCUGAGUGAGGGGGUGCGCAAGGGCGGUACCCGAAGUCUGACCCUGGACUGCAUCAAGAGGAAGAGCCGGGAGGUCACAGUCAUCUGAGUAAACUGGACUGGAGGGGAGAUUAGGCAAACUGGAAUAGAUGAAAUCUAUAUUUUUUUAAUAUUUGGAAAACAAUUUCUGCCAUUUUGUCAUCAGAUUAGAGCAGAGGUGCACUAUGUUCUACAGCAGGAUGAAUUUGUUAUUAAUCUGCAGAAGAAAAAAAUAAGUACAUGGAAUCAGCCAUUAUGUUGUUUGGAAGACAGGAUGUUUCGUAUAAUUCUUCUACUUUACUAAGAAAUUGAUCGUUUGACUGUAGGAUUAUUUGAAAAUGAAUAAGUGAAUAGGAAAGGUUUAAUCAUUUUCUGGACUAAUGAAGAGCUUCUCAUGAAUCAUUUUUUCAAACAGAAAAUCAUUUAAAUUUCCCUUCAAUUGUGUAUCCAUUAAAACAGUUUCUCUGAUCUAUCUGAUGCAGCAGUUUCUACUUGUAAAAUGUUGAAAUGAUUUCCAAUUGUCUGCAAGAAGUAAAAUUCAACAAUAUUUUUUGAACUCUCGAAGUCUAAGCUUACCUGAAAUACUGCUGUUAACUUGAAUUGUGAAAUCCUUCAUACAUCAGGUAUGAAAAGAAAGGUGACACCAACUGA